Messenger RNA from Schizophyllum commune H4-8, 1695 nucleotides. RefSeq lists its product as uncharacterized. The coding region runs from base 1 to 1644 and encodes 547 amino acids. The transcript is spliced from 9 exons. Gene Ontology annotation, molecular function: FAD binding. The record is from RefSeq and is a predicted model, not a curated record. NCBI's taxonomy places the organism in Eukaryota, Fungi, Basidiomycota, Agaricomycetes, Agaricales, Schizophyllaceae.
AUGACCAACACAACUCAAGUCCUGGUUGUUGGCGCUGGCCCCUCAGGCCUCAUCACCGCCCUCUGUCUUGCGCAAAACGGCGUCAACGUGCGCAUUAUCGAGAAGCUCGCCCAGCCUCGCGUCGGGCAGAAGGGCUCAGGCAUCCAGCCUCGCACCCUUGAGCUAUACAAGUUCCUCGGUCUAUAUGACGAUAUUCAGAAGCGCGCGCGAUUGCUACAGCCCGUCGCGCAUUAUAAGCAGCCGGGAGGUACAGAGAUCGCGCGCGAGUUCAAUAUGAUCCCGACGGGCGAGGCGACGCCGGAUAAGCCUUUCCCCAACGCCCUCCAACUCGGUCAGAGUCGACACGAAGAGCUCAUCCGCACGCACCUCGAGCACUACGGCGUCAAGGUCGAGUUCGGUACCGAUCUGCUCGACUUCACGCAAGACGAAGACAAGGUCCACGUUCGGGUGUCCAAGGGCGGCGAACCGAACACAGCCACCGAGGAAUUUGAUGUCCCCUUCGUCGUCGGCGCAGAUGGCGGGGGCAGCAAGGUGCGCAAGACGCUCGGACUCAGGUUCGAGGGCGAGACGCGAGAGCUGGACAAGAUUGUCGUCGGCGAUAUUGUGGUGAAGCCGCCGGGGGUAUCGCUGGAUAAAUGGCACAGCUGGGGCGACCCCAAGAGCAAGUUGGUCAUGCUCCGCCCCUGCGAAGCGCCUGACGAAGACAAGGUGGCGCUCUACGUCGGCGGCCCAGACAUUGACUUCGAUAAGGUAGCCUCCAGCGGCGAGGAGUUCGUCAAGGUGUUCUACGAGAUCAGCGGCAGGACGGAUAUUCAGUUUGGGGAGACGUUGGCAUUGUCGACGUUUAGGCCCAACAUCCGUAUGGUUGAUAAGUUCGGCGAAGGACGAGUGUUCAUAGUGGGAGACGCAGCCCAUACACAUAGUCCUACUGGCGGUCAAGGACUCAACUCUUCGGUUCAGGAUGCGGCCAACCUUGCAUGGAAACUUGCUCUUGUUGUCAAGAACCUCGCUCCCCUGAGCCUCCUGCAAAGCUACAGCUCCGAGCGCGUGCCUGUCAUUCGGGACAUGCUUCGCCGCACAACUAAGCUUCUCAACACCACCAUGCGCCCUGGGGACAAGGACCCAAACGAAGGCUGGCAACGCGGAGGUGUGCUGUUCCAGCUAGGGAUCAAUUACCGGUGGAGCGAGAUUGUGCUCGAUGAACGACGUGACCGCGACGACGAAGACGACGAGAGGGAACAUGCAUACGUCGGUGGCAAAGGCAUCUGCGCGGGCGAUCGGGCGCCUGAUGCACCGGUGGAGGGGCCUGUGAGCCGCCUUUUCGAGCUCUUCAAGCUGACGAGGCAUGUGGCGCUGGUCUUCUCGGACGCCGGGGAGGCUAUCGCGGAGGUGGAGGCUGUGGCGAGCGAGCUUCCUCAAGGCUUGUGUGCGGUCGCUGCCGUCCUCCCUGCGUCUUCGAACGGAUCGGCCUCCACAUCGUCAUUGGCGGCGUUGCGCCUUCUUGACGUUGAAGGACUGGCGCGAAGGGCGUACGAAGUGGCCGGUGAUCCAAUCAUCGUGGUCGUGAGGCCGGAUGGGGUGAUUGGGGCGAUUGCAAAGGGCGCCCAAGGAGUGUAUUCGUACUUUCAGCGUAUUCUUGCUUGAAAAAAUAGUCUAUCUUCGUGCUUAUUUUUCUCGGAAAGGAGUAUUUCUUGG